CUGGGGACCCACUGUGCUGGUUAUUUUAUGACCUCAAAAGACCAUCACAUUUUCCCGUCUGCAGGAAAUCAGAUUAAGCGAGGAUUUACAGAAAACAAAUAACGCGAUGGAUUAGCAUGUGCGAUUGAAAACAAGGGGUAGCAAAUCAUCGCAAACGCGUAGAUUCACUUGUAUUACAACGCAGCUUGUGGCUCGUUGUUUUGCUCUGCCCUUGAACUCUUCAUUUUUCAAAAAUCGAUUAGGCUACUUUCAGUAACCGUGUGCCACGCUUUCAGCACUAAAAUUUAUUUCCCCUGCCAGUGUAUACGUGAACAAUUUAGCAACCAUAAAAUCAUAAUAGUGCGCAUGACAAUUAAAAAGCAUUAGUUUAUCUGACUAAUUAAAUGUCAUUGGACGUAAAUAUGAGAUAUUUCAAUAAUUUAGAUAUGUAUUCAAAACUUGGCCUUGAGGAGGCGACUGGGACACUCCUUCUGGUCACACCUCCAACCACUUUCAGUCUUCUCAGUCGGGGCGGAGAGUGGGGUCUCCGUUGCUGAGUUAGCCUGCCCGUCUGAGGCUAGUGAACAAGAGACAACACACAGAUCAUUACCGAGUGGACGAAAACGCCAACAACUCUGGGACGUGAACAUUAUACAUUUAAAGGGACUUUUUAUUUUACUUUUUAGCGUGCAUGACUCACGAUAUGGUUGUCGGAGCAUGGAAGCGGACGACGUGUCGAUCAGAGAGCAGAUAUUUCACGAUCGAGUUCGAGAGACCAUAAUCUGUGUGCUCCUCUUUGUCUGCCUCUACAUCGUCUCCUUCUUCAUCGUCGCUCACUACAAGAAGAAGGCGGAGUUUGUCGCCGAUGACAAUGAAGAUGCCACUGUCAACAGAAUUGCGCUGUGGCUCUGCACUUUCACCCUGUCCGUUUCAGUGGGGGCAGUCCUUCUGCUCCCUCUCUCCAUCCUGUCCAAUGAGGUGCUCCUGUCCUUCCCACACAGCUACUACAUGCAGUGGCUCAAUGGCUCCCUCAUUCACGGGCUCUGGAAUCUGGUCUUUCUGUUCUCCAAUCUGUCCCUGGUCUUCCUUCUGCCUUUCACCUACUUCUUCACUGAGUCCGAGGGCUUUGUGGGAUCCAAAAAGGGCGUGAUGGGACGUGUGUACGAGACGGCGGUGGUGCUGCUGCUCCUCACCGUGCUGGUGCUGGGGAUGGUGGGCGUGGCCUCUGCCAUCCUCCACCGCAGCUCCACCGUGGAGAGUCUCUACGACCUGUGGGAGUACUACCUGCCCUAUCUGUACUCCUGCAUUUCGCUGUUUGGGGUCCUGUUGCUCCUGCUGUGCACACCCUUUGGCCUGUCGCGCAUGUUCAGCAUUACAGGAAGCCUGCUCGUCAAACCCCGGUUGCUGGAAGACGUGGAGGAGACGAUGAACUGCGCGGCGUUCGAAGAGGCCUGUCUCGCCAGAAAGCUAACCAAUGCUACCUCCUGCUGGAUCAGCCUUAAUGUGGAGGUGAUGAAGAGGCAGUUUCUCACAAUCCAAACCAGGCGCAUCUCUCUCGAGAUGCGACGGAGAGCGUCGCCAUGGCAGCGUUACCUGGGUUACCCUCUGGCAAUGCUGCUGCUGUUGGCUCUCACGGUUGUGUGUGUUCUGAUCGUGUUCUUCCACGUGCUGGAGCUGCUGUUCGAUGAUGCUGCUUUGCCACGGGGAAUGGAGGAUCCCCUCCUGGGUGCCGCAUCCUUCUCCAUGUUUGGGUCCCUGGGAGCAGCUGUGCAGGUCGUCCUCGUCCUGUACCUGAUGGUGUCGUCAGUGGUGGGCUUCUACAGCUCGCCCCUGUUCACAGGCCUGCUUCCUCGCGCCCAAGACACCACGCUGACGCAGAUCAUUGGGAACUGCGUGUCCUUGCUGGUUCUGAGCUCAGCGCUUCCAGUCUUUUCCCGGACUUUGGGGAUCACGCGCUUUGACCUGCUGGGGGACUUUGGGCGCUAUAACUGGCUGGGAAACUUCCACAUCGUCUUCCUGUACAACAUGCUGUUCGCCACGCUCACCUCCGCCUGCCUCAUCAACACCGUCACCUGGGCCGUGCAGAGGGAGCUCAUCCGUGCCUUCGGUCUCCAUAAAUUGCCUUUAACGGUGUGCCGCUCCACAGUCCCAUUCAAGCUCCUGGUAGCCAACGGGCUUUCAAAGGUUCAGUAAAGGAACGGCCCAUGUCCCAUGUGGCUGGGAUCGGUCCCACCUGCCAAAGACUGCGCAUUGGCCAAAUCUCUUUGGACCAGAGGCGUGUCCUUACAUUGUCACGGAAAUGAGGAGAACAAUGAAGCAUAUCCAGUCCUCGUGUGCAUUAUGGGAAAUUGCAGUCCAUCCAGUGGAAGACCUUUAGAGCAGCGGAGGUUGGAGAGAACGGCCGGCCUCAGCGAUACCUUUUUAUUUUACCGCUAGGGACCAACUGCGUUUGUUCCCUUGGCUACGGGUGUUACGGUUGCGAUGGCGGAAAGAGACAGUGCAGCUGUUGCCAAAAAAAACAAAACUUUUUUUUAAUGGCUUUGUUGAGGAAAAACAUGGGAAAGGCAGUGGAACUUUGGUGAGGUUAAGAACCUCUCUUCUGCUCUGAUUCCCUGUAUAGGGGCCUUCUGUGAAAUGUGUCGAAGUUGAGCCUUCAUGCAUACAUACUGUUUUUGAAAAUAAUUUUGAAAAUUACUGAGAUUGCAGAAGUCACCCCCCUCCCACCCCACAAAAAAGAAAAGUAAAUUUUUUUCAGGAGGUAAAAAAAAUCAUUGAUACAUCUAUUUUACAUUAAAUGGGCAUUUUAGGAUCUGUGACACACGUUCCCUGGUGUUUUCCGGCACUUUGGAAAUGGAUCCUGUCUUGGGACCCUGUUCUUGCCUUGACAGGAAGUUCCUCUCUUGAUACUUCCUGUCUGUGGACUUUCAGACCUGUUAUUGCCCUGGUAAAUACUGAUAUUAAGAAAGCCAUUUAACUUAGUUGGUUGCCUUUCAAUGCUGAGUGCAGCUGCAUUUUGUAAACAAAGAGGGGGGACUCAGUAUUCAUUACUCAGGCCAAUAGCCUUAAGCAGACUGUGCCCAUAUAAACUGAAUAUCCCUGUGCAGUCUGUUUUUAUGCAUUUGGUGUAAUUGUAAGAGUUUAUGCACACAUUGCAGGCAUGAGACAAGAAAGUGUUACUUUCCAGUACAUUUGAUCUCAUCACAGUUUACUCUGUCCAUGAUAUUUAGGUGACAAUUUAUUAUUUUUUUUGUUAGUUUCGAAUUAUGCUGUUCUCCAACACGUGUUUCUUGUGUAGUAAAAACGUAGCGUUUACUUGGAUUGUUUACACUGAUUUAAGGACAAUUAAGUAAAUUACUGCUAGAUUGAACCUUAGUCAAAAUGGCAUUGUGGGUGGCAAACAACCUGGGGCCACAAAAAACUGUGAAGUGUGUGUGAAUUUGUCUGUGUGUGUCAAGAGUGUAUGUGUGUUGUGUGUGUGCGAUUUUGUGAGGUUAGGUGUGUGCGUUCAUGAGUGUGUGUGCAAUUUUGUGAGGUUGGGUGUGUGUGUGUGAUUUUGUGAGGUUGGGUGUGUGUGUUUGUGAGUGUGUGUGUGUUUGUGUGUCUGUGUGUGUGGAGACCAUGUGCAAUACUAUUACUCACAUGUGGAGAUUAUGCAGGCAGGUCUGAUUUUGGUGAUGAUGGAUUUUGGUGAACUCUCAGUAUCAGCUUGUCCACAUCACUGUUUAAAAAAAAAACAUUUUUUAACCAUUUUUGUUUCUUCCAGUCAGUCCAGCCAUUAAUGUUUCAUGUUUCUUUAGGCACACUGAGCCAAGGAGAGUAUUGUGGUCAUUCAUUUACUUUGUCAUAUGUGUAUGUUUUUGUUCAACAUUUUAAGACUGUGACUUUAAUAUGAUGAAAUGUCUCUUGAAACCACUAGACAAUCUUUUCUUUUAAUAUUUUAAGAAAUUCCUGGUUUCUGUUUUGACCAGCAUCAGUGCUAUUUUUGAAAACAACUGGUGGUAUGAAAAUUGCAUUCUCAAUGCGGAGGAGUUUGAGCUUUCACUGGUCUUCUGAGAAGCAGGUUGGUGUAAUGAGUGUAAGCUACCAGCAGGUGGUGCUGGCUAAGUACACAACCUGCUUCUAUGCAGUGGCAGCUCCAGCUUUUAUGCACUGCAGGUACAAUUUCUUUCCCUGUGCUAUAAAACAGGAUAUUUUUUAGUCAGCUCAGUUCAGUACGGUGUGUUCCCGUAACCUUUGGUCUCGAACUCAGCAAGCUAAUCACAUUUCUUGCUGCGCAGCGUCGCUGGUGAAUGCUGCAGUUCCAAGCUCACUACAAGCCUACCCCCUUCACAGACGCUGGAGGCAAACCAUUUGCACUUUGGGUAAUGACGUAACAGAAUGAUUAGUGGUUAGAUUUUCACUGCCUGCAAAAAGGUGUUGUUUCGUAGGAGUUCUGAUUCAAUGUGUAAAAAAAACAGUUGGUUGUGUCAGCCACACAUGGUGGAGGCAAAAUGUUUGCACAGUGGUAAUGAUGAUUGACAAUUAUUAGAAUGUAGUUAAGGUUUAGAUCAUUUAUAACCUGUUAUUUUGGGUAAAUUGGAUUCAAUGUUGAAAUGGUAAAAAUGACCUGCCGGCCUACAAAAAUGUCUCACUUUACAGCAGUCGUAAUAAUAAUUCUAUACGGAAAAGAGGCGAUGGUUUUAAGUAUCUGUCAGCCAAGCUUCUUUAAUCAGGGUUUAGUGGAAGAUAGACCUGGAAGAAAAUGAAAUGGUUGUUUCAGAAUGUGAUGUGAUAGAGUUCAGCCAUUUCUAAAACACUGAGCUUGUCCUUAAUGGUUACUGUGUAAAACUAUAUAUUUAGUUAUUCUGACUUCUCAUGUAUGUAUAGGCUAGUAGUAUUUGUAGUCGUUUCGAUAUGACCUUGAAUACCACAACAGAAAGUGUCAGAUUUCUCAAAGGAUUGUACCUGUAGGAUGUUUCUUAUUUUUUUCCUUUUUGUUUUUGGUGGGGGGGGGGGGGGUUGUUUUUAUGUAUGCAAGGAAAACAUUCAAUAAAUACGUGUAUUUUCUUUUGCUUUUUAA
Molecule: messenger RNA, 5038 nt
Organism: Anguilla rostrata (American eel)
Lineage: Eukaryota; Metazoa; Chordata; Actinopteri; Anguilliformes; Anguillidae
Product: limb region 1 homolog-like protein
Exons: 18
Coding region: 697-2172 (491 amino acids)
Biological process (GO): receptor-mediated endocytosis; signal transduction
Cellular component (GO): plasma membrane
Molecular function (GO): transmembrane signaling receptor activity
Source: RefSeq, a predicted model, not a curated record